CUAAGUACCAUAAUGCGUUUGGUUUCCAUUGGUGUGCAGAGAGGUAGGCAUCGUCUCUCAUGGACAACGAUGCACACCAAAGUUCAGUACUUUCUUCAGGGACUACACAACACCAACAGGCACCAAGUUCUCUCUCAAAUAUUCAUGGAAGAAUUCACAAACUCCAAGCCUCUAUUUGGAAUGCAUAUAACAAGAAACCAAUACACCAUUGGAUACUGCUACUCUUAAGUAGCCUUGCCAUGCUUGUUGCCUUCCCUGCUUCGACCCUCCUCUCUCGCCUCUACUACUCCAAUGGAGGCACCAGCCGGUGGAUACUCUCUUGGGUCGCAGUGGCAGGGUGGCCUCUAACCUCUCUCUUCCUCCUCCCUCUCUACCUGAGGCCCAAUAUUUCGCCAACCCCUCUCUCUCUAAAGCUUUCUCUCUCUUACAUUGGACUCGGAUUUCUCAGUGCUGCCGAUAACCUCAUGUUUGCUUGGGCCUUCUCUUACCUCCCAGCCUCUACAGCCUCUCUCCUUUCUUCAACUUCUCUUGCUUUCUCUGCAAUUUUCGGUUACUUAUUGGUGAAGAACAAGCUGAACCUCUCAACUAUCAAUUCAAUAGUGAUAAUCAUGGCUGGAGCAGUUAUCAUAGCACUGGACUCAAGCUCGGAUAGGCCUCCGGGUGUCAGUAAAGGCCAAUAUGCCUUAGGCUUCUUAUGGGACAUAUUGGGUUCAGCCCUUCAUGGCCUCAUCUUUGCUCUAUCAGAGCUGGUUUUUGUUAAGUUAAUGGGGAGAAGGUCCUUCCAUGUGGUGCUCGAGCAGCAGGUCAUGGUCUCGUUCUUUGGGUUUGUGUUUACUACUAUUGGGGUGGUUUUGAACAAUGAUUUCAAAGCGAUGAGAAAAGCGGCAAGAACUUUUAAGAAUGGAGAGGUCUCAUAUAUCAUGGUGCUUUUAUGGGGUGCCAUUACAUUUCAAUUAGGGGUUCUUGGUGGAACUGCUGUUCUUUUUCUUACAUCAACUGUAAUGGCUGGAGUUCUUAAUGCAGUGCGAGUUCCUCUCACUAGCGUGGCAGCCGUUGUGGUUUUUCAUGACCCCAUGAGUGGUUUCAAGAUCCUUUCACUGGUUUUGACAGUUUGGGGGUUUGGAUGCUAUAUCUAUGGCAACUCUCCUGAAACCAAAUCCUCUUAGGCAUUGUUCCUUUGUUUCUUCAAUCUUGUAGUCUACUUCGUGUAAUUAAAAUGUAUUGGGUAGCGAAUUAUAUGAAGAUGAUUCAUGUAA
Amborella trichopoda is the source of this 1256-nucleotide messenger RNA. RefSeq names its product purine permease 5 (gene PUP5). Lineage: Eukaryota; Viridiplantae; Streptophyta; Magnoliopsida; Amborellales; Amborellaceae. Gene Ontology annotation, molecular function: purine nucleoside transmembrane transporter activity. Gene Ontology annotation, cellular component: membrane. The record is from RefSeq and is a predicted model, not a curated record.